This is a messenger RNA of Populus euphratica (Euphrates poplar), 2572 nucleotides long. Its product is annotated as probable glycosyltransferase At5g03795. Gene Ontology annotation, molecular function: glycosyltransferase activity. NCBI's taxonomy places the organism in Eukaryota, Viridiplantae, Streptophyta, Magnoliopsida, Malpighiales, Salicaceae. The coding region runs from base 1 to 2274 and encodes 757 amino acids. The record is from RefSeq and is a predicted model, not a curated record. The transcript has 5 exons.
AUGAUGUUUCCUAGGGAAAUUUUCUUUCUUUCUGGGAUUUGUGUGAAGUCAAACACUGUUGGAUCAUGCUUGUUUGGAAGGGAAGAGAAGAGUUGGGAUUUCCUUCUCUUUGAGUAUUUUAUUACUUGGUAUUUUGUGGGCAAUGAAUUUCGAUAUCCCUUUACAAUCGAAAUCUGGAAAUUGCUAUGGUUUAUAGGACUGGCAGUAGCUGUGGUUUUAACAUUCCAACAUUUUGAAUUGCCUAAUGGCAAUAUUAUAUCAUCGUUGUCUUCUGCUCAGAAAGAUCUAGGAGCAGGAAAUAGUAACUUGUUAACUCAUGCUGCCUCAUCAACACCAGAGAUGGUUAGUAACACAACUCAAUCAAAUGGUUUGAAUACCACUGCUAUCUCCCCUGACAGAGCUCAAGAGAUUGACAGUAGUCAUGGAACAGAAACCCCUGUAAAUGUAAAUAAUGAUGUUGUACCAGAAAGAAGCAGAGGCUUGAAUGAGUCUUCUCUAAUAGAUAGCCGUGGAAAGGAGUCUUCACCAGAGCAGUUGGUAGAUACCAAUACGAACUCCACCUCAUAUGUACAUAAUGGUGUUGUAUCAGAAGGAAUCAGUGGCUUGAACAAGUCUUCUGGAAUAGACAACCAUGGAAAGGAGUCUAAACCUGAACAGUUGUUAGAUCGAAAUGAAAAUUCCACGCUGGACCCUGUCAACAGUUUGGGUAAUGGACCUGCUCCACAAGAGACCGAAAGAAGCCUUUCUCGCGAAGACGCCACCUCCAUAUCAGAAAAUAUAGGAGCCUCGGAUGCUAGAAUUGCACCUAUUGCGCCAGAAUUGCUGCCAGUGGAUUCGCCACCUAAUACAACACUCCCAAGGAAUGUAGAGCCUAGCACCAUAGCUCAUAUUGUUCCUGUUGAGUCCAAUACAUCUAAGGUGGAUAAAGAUGCAGCACCCAGUUUAGAGAAUGAUGGGAAAACAGGGGACCAGAAGAAAGAUCUUACUUUAUUGCACAAUAACCCUUCUGUGACUUCUUUUCCAGAAUUGAAGAAAGAACCUCAGACACCAUCCCUGGAAGUGGUUUCAAUUUCUGAGAUGAAAAAUUUGCAGCUUCAAAGAUGGUCUUCUCCCAAUUCAAGAAGACCACGAUGGCCUUCAGUAGUUGACCAAGAACUGCAAAAUGCAAAAUCACAGAUUCAGAAUGCACCUAUUGUAGAGAAUGAUCCGGUGCUCUAUGCUCCUCUAUAUUGGAAUAUCUCCAUGUUCAAAAAGAGCUAUGAAUUAAUGGAGGACAUCCUGAAAGUGUAUAUUUACAAGGAAGGAGAAAUGCCUGUAUUUCAUCAGCCCCUGCUCAGGGGGAUAUAUGCUUCUGAGGGAUGGUUCAUGAAAUUGCUAGAGGGUAACAAAAAAUUUGUUACAAAAGACUCCAAAAAAGCCCACCUGUUUUACUUACCUUUCAGUUCUCGAUACUUGGAGAUAAGAUUGUACGUUCCUGAUUCACACAGUCAUAAGAACCUCAUAGCAUAUCUGAAGAACUACUUGGAUAUGAUCUCGGAAAAAUAUCCUUUUUGGAACAGAACUCAAGGUGCAGAUCAUUUUCUUGCUGCUUGCCAUGACUGGGCACCGUCUGAAACUAGACAGCAUAUGGCCAAUUGCAUCAGGGCCCUUUGCAAUUCUGAUGCUAAAGAAGAUUUCGUUUUUGGAAAAGAUGCUUCUCUUCCGGAGACAUACGUGCUCACCCCAGAGAAUCCUCUAAGAGAUCUUGGAGGCAAGCCUGCUUCCAAGAGAUCAAUCUUGGCUUUCUUUGCAGGUAGCAUGCAUGGCUAUCUACGGCCAAUUCUGUUACAGCACUGGGAAAAUAAAGAUCCUGACAUGAAAAUAUUUGGUAGAUUGCCUAAGGUAAAGGGCAGAGGCAAAAUGAACUACGCUCGGUACAUGAAGAGCAGCAAGUACUGUAUCUGUGCAAAAGGUUACGAAGUCAAUAGUCCACGAGUUGUAGAGGCCAUUUUCUAUGAGUGUGUUCCCGUGAUUAUAUCUGACAAUUUUGUGCCUCCAUUUUUGGAGGUUUUGAACUGGGAAUCCUUUGCUGUUUUUGUCUUGGAGAAGGACAUUCCGAACUUGAAGAAAAUACUCCUUUCAAUCCCGGCGAAGAAGUAUCGAAGAAUGCAGACGAGGGUCAAAAGGGUACAACAGCAUUUUCUUUGGCAUGCUAGACCUGUGAAAUAUGAUGUCUUUCAUAUGAUACUCCACUCAAUCUGGUACAACAGAGUUUUCCAGAUGCAGCCAAGAUAACACAAAAAAGGAAGGCAGAUAUAGAUGUUCUUCUCAUUGGAAGUAGUCUGAAAAAAAAACCCUUGUGGAGAAAGUGAAAAAUGGUUUGCCUGGACAGGUGGAAAUAGAUGCAUUUUGAUCUUUCAUUGUUAUUAAAUUUGAUUUUUUCUAUGGACAUAUUUUGGCAAAAUAAAGUUGGUUUGCUGUAUUUACCUCACCUUUCCUUUUUUGUAAAGGGUUCUUCAAAUUCACUCACUUAAAUAUGUAUCUGAUCUUCCAUUGACAUCUGAUAAUUCCAGUCCGAAUUCCUUCUGCUCAA